This is a messenger RNA of Rotaria sordida, 951 nucleotides long. NCBI's taxonomy places the organism in Eukaryota, Metazoa, Rotifera, Eurotatoria, Philodinida, Philodinidae. The record is from the annotation of a GenBank genome assembly.
AUGUCAUCAUCAUCAGGAAGUCCGAAUAUUAGUUCGAAUAUUAUCUUAUCAAGUAUAGUUACAUCAGCAUUAGGUCAAUUAAAUUGGGCUGAAUUAGAACAAAAACAAACAAAACCUAUUAAACCUAUUCAUGUUAAACGACCUAUGAAUGCAUUUAUGGUUUGGGCACAAGCUGCUAGAAAAAAUUUAGCUGAAAAUUUAUCUGUUGUUAAUAAUGCACAAUUAAGUAAAAAAUUAGGACAAUUAUGGAAAUCAUUACCACAAGAAAAACGUCAACCAUUUAUUGAAGAAGCUGAACGUAUUCGUGAACAACAUAAACGUGAUUAUCCUGAAUAUCGUUAUCAACCAAAACGUAAAAUUAAAAAUUCUCGUUAUCAUCCAUAUUCAACACCAAAUACAAGUAAAUCAUCUUCAUCACCAUCAUCUUCAUCAGUUAAUGAUAUAAGUGUACAAAGUGAUCAUCAUCCACCAAUGACUUCAUCACCAUGUUCAUCAUCUAUUGAUGAAUCAACAACAAAUAUAUCAUUUCAAUCUCAACAAAUUUAUUCAACAAAAUAUAAUCACAAUAAUAAUAAUAAUAAUAAUAAUGAUGAUGGUGAUGAUGAUGAUGAUGAAAAUGGUUGUAAUUCAAAAGAAAAUUUUCCUCCAUUAUCAUUUUAUUCUGAACAAAUAUCAACAAAUAUUGAAGAUGAUAAUGAAUAUAAUACAAUAACAAAUGGAAUUUAUCCAAGUACAACAAUGCAACCAAAUGAACCUUUUUCUUAUUCAAAUAUGUACAAUUCAUAUUAUCAACCAUUUCCUCAUCAGGCAAUUACUGAUUAUGAUAAUAAUUCUCGUUAUAAUACAAAUUAUGGUUUCAUUUCAUAUGAUUCAUCCUAUAUGACAUAUCCUUCAACUUCAUUUGUUUCACAACCAACUACUAAUUUCAAUUAUUAUCCAUCUACUCAAUGA